Colletotrichum phormii is the source of this 788-nucleotide messenger RNA. RefSeq lists its product as uncharacterized. The coding region runs from base 215 to 775 and encodes 186 amino acids. Lineage: Eukaryota; Fungi; Ascomycota; Sordariomycetes; Glomerellales; Glomerellaceae. The transcript has a single exon. The record is from RefSeq and is a predicted model, not a curated record.
AUGACUGACUGUGCCGCUGCAUGUCUCGGCCGCGUCCAAUUGCACCGGAGAAGAAAUGUUUGCUUGGAACCCUUGGCUUCCGAAGCUGAUGUGAUGAGGUCUAGAGCCCCCUUAUCUGGUGCACUCUCUGUGCCAUGUGUGCUGUCUGCUAAGGUCAAUCUUGUUGACAUUUCUUCGAACGCAUCAAUCGAGAGUUGCUGAGUGCACCACUGCAAUGCCUCUUCAGACGAGGCAGAUGUCUCAAAUCAAGCCAUCCGCGCCCGCGCCCGGCGAUCAUCAACGCUACCGAAACCGAUCCGACGGCGCCCGUGGCGCGCCCAGGUCCUCCGUACGAUCGCCGUCUCUCGAUACUUCCCUUGACUCGCCGCGCUUCGACCUUUCCAAACUCCCAGAAUACAUCCAUGAGCAAGAUGUUGACGAGCUCGACUGCUCCAUAUGCUCCCUCGAAGAACACAUGGACGAACCUUUCAGCCGACACAGCCCCGGUGCCCCAGAUUUUGGUGCCCAGUCAAUGAUUGGCUUGGUCCUAAAGUGUCUUUCCGAACGACAGCGCGAUUCAUACGACUGGCCUGAUAUUGAUCGAAGGAUAUGCAAGCUCGUCAGGGAAUGGUGCAGGCAGCGUGAUACACCGCGAAACAUCCAGACCGUGACGCCUUGUCGUUUCUGCUACAGGAUGCACGUUGAGGGUGACCGGUAUACUGUGGUUCAGGUCGACUAUGCCGUCGGAGUUCACCCUACCUCAGAAGCGCGUACGCGCGUAGCCGGCGACGAAUGAUAAUGAUAAAGCG